Paramuricea clavata is the source of this 314-nucleotide messenger RNA. Lineage: Eukaryota; Metazoa; Cnidaria; Anthozoa; Malacalcyonacea; Plexauridae. The record is from the annotation of a GenBank genome assembly.
AUGCGCUGAUAUUUACAGAAACUCCACCAAAAGUCGUGGAAGUUAAUAAAGGGCCAGUAAAUUUGACAUGGAAAUUUAAAUACCCAAACGAGGGAAAACCAGUCGUCUUAAUGUCUUCAGUUGUAAUGGACAUCAUCGUCAACUACGUCAAGCAAGAUUUAGGUCCAAAAUCUGGGGUGGUUAGGGUUUUCGUCAGAAUGUUCCCUGGUGUUGGCCCAUUCCAAUUAUCAUUAGACCUACUACAAACAAGCGGGGACAAAAUACGCCACAUAUCAUUCACCGUUACUUUAAAAAUUAAUAAGAAAGGUAAUUGA